Arabidopsis thaliana (thale cress) is the source of this 1220-nucleotide messenger RNA. Its product is annotated as LisH and RanBPM domains containing protein. The record is from RefSeq and is marked reviewed. The transcript is spliced from 6 exons. NCBI's taxonomy places the organism in Eukaryota, Viridiplantae, Streptophyta, Magnoliopsida, Brassicales, Brassicaceae. Bases 129 to 764 code for a protein of 211 amino acids.
AUCGUAAACUAUAAUCGGCGUCUCUCCGGACUCACACCUCAUCGAAAUUUGGCCAUCUCAUCUGGCUUCUUCCCCUCCGGCGUUGGAUAACCAUCAUUACUUCUCGCGCCGGCUUCGAGUGGAACAAUAUGGAUCCUCGUCAAUUCGAACACACCGUUGUUGCUGAUAAUGAUAUUCACAGCAUUGUUAUGUCAUAUCUUCUGCACAACUGCUUCAACGAAACUGCGGACUCACUUGCUUCUUCCACUGGAGUUAAGCAGCCUGCAAUUGAUCGUGAUAACAUGGAGAGAAGAAAACAAAUAAUACAUUUUAUACUGGAGAGGAAGGCGUUGAAGGCUUUUGAACUAACUGAACAACUAGCACAAGACUUGCUUGAGAAAAACAAGGAUUUGCAAUUCGAUCUUCUAUGCCUUCAUUUUGUGGAGCUAAUCUGUGCUGGGAACUGCACCGAAGCUCUCAAAUUUGGUAAGACAAGAUUGGCUCCUUUUGGGAAGGUCAAAAAAUAUGUAGAAAAGCUUGAAGACGUAAUGGCAUUGCUCGCUUAUGAAGACCCUGAGAAAUCCCCAAUGUUCCAUCUUUUGAGCUCUGAAUACCGCCAACAAGUUGCUGAUAAUCUGAACCGCACAAUUCUUGAACACACAAACCACCCGAGCUACACACCAAUGGAAAGGAUCAUACAACAGGUGACAGUUGUGAGACAAUACUUGACUGAGGAGAAUGGCAAAGUAAUCGUAGUAUUUCAGUAUUUUUACUCAUAUAUCUGAUUCGUUGUAGAAGCCCUGGGAAUAGUAGGUGCCUGUGUUUAAACGCUAUUUCAUGUCUUAUGAUAGGAUGCGUUUCCUCCAUUCUCUCUGAAGGAUUCUCUCAAAGGCUAAGAUCGCAGGACUACUCCAAAGUUUGCUAGGAGGAGGAUAUGCUAAGCAUUGUCAUGUAAAUACAAAAAGACCUUGCUCCUCUCUAAAGUUUGCAAGGUUAGUCUUCCAUGGCCACAGGCGGGGUUUCAGUUUGCUGUUACAGGAGAUCAAUAUUGUGAAGGACAGUUUCGGCUUGGUUUGGUUUGGUUUGGUUCAGUUCUCUACCAGAAGAUUGUUUCAUCAACUUUGUGUGAGUUUAGUCGAUAAAUCUGUAAUCCAUAUCUUUGGAAUACACAUUUCUCUUUGUAACUAUCGUUUAUGUUUUGAUAGAAUACUUGCAAAUUCAAGGUUUUAUUUUUAGACAUC